AUGGAGACUCAGAGCUUUGAUAUUGCCAAUGCUUAUUUUUUUCCAAAAGAUGGAAGAGGCGGCGGCGGCGGCAACGGCGGCAACGGCGACUACCGCGACCGCGGCUGCUGUGCGCACAAAAGUGGCCGAAAGAGACGCUCUGUAUCGGAGACCCGUUACGGUCGGAGACCUGAACUAAGCGAAAACCCACCGAUGGAGGUGGAACUUGUGCUGAAGAAAUCCGACCGCGACGCCGACCGGGCGCUGCUGCAGUUGGACGCGGGUACGAUGAGGCGCGGGUCCGACGCGGGGGGCGGGGCGGCGGCUGCGAGCGCGAGCGGGUCCCAACGGCUGGAUUUGGAACGUGGCGGCGGAGGCGUCGCGAGCUCCGGGUGUGACGGCGCCCGGCGGCGACCCGAGCCGCAGCCGUCGGCGGAGGGCGCGCCACCGCCGCCCCCGCCACCGCCUCGCAAGCGGCCGCGCUCCCCCCAGCGAGUCAAACGCAUGGACGUGCCGCUGCUCACGUACAGCGUCGGCGGCGCUCCGCGCGCCGCCCGCACGUGUCGCACUCCCCCGCGGGGCGCGGAGUCCGCCGACCCGACCCCCGCCGGUCAGACGCCGAGCUCGGACGCCGCGAGUGACGACCGUCGGGCCAAAAGGAAGGACGGGGAGGCCGAGGACGUGCCGGCGCGGCGCUCCGGAGCACUUCCCAGUACCCCCCGGGAGGUUCGUUGCCCGGUGAAAUGCGAACCGCAGGUACUCUCCCACACCUUGAACGAACGUCUUUGCACUAAACCUGCGAUGAGCAACAGCGGGCGGGCGAAAGUCAACGUCCCGAAGCUGGUGCUGGACUACAUAACGCCCAGCAUGAACCAGUACGGCCUGUGCUUCGUGGAUGGCUUCCUGGGACCGAAGACCGGCGACAGGAUUCUGCAGGAAGUUGUAGCUCUCCAUCGCAGCGGCAGUUUCGAGGACGGUGAGCUGGCCAGCCAGAGGAUCGGGACCGAUCAACCGCACACCGCCCCAGCAGGCCCUUGCAAGAAAACUAUUCGCGGAGAUAAAAUUAUGUGGGUCCAGGGCAACGAGCCUGGGUGUGCGUCCAUAGGACAGCUCUUGCAAAGAAUGGAUAAGCUUAUAAUGCACGCCGAUGGCAAUCUCGGGCACUACACGAUCAGAGGAAGACACAAGGCAUGUCGACAAGAUUGUGGGAUCGCACAACUUUGAAUGCUACUACUGCUCUCUCUUUACAAUGUAAAAUUACAGAUCUAGAAAAGCAGAAAUCUGCACUGAAAGUACAGGAGAUCUAGAAUUUUUUUUACUGAACUAACUAGUUCAAAAUAAGACCUAGAAUAUUAGCAUUUGAAUCAAAUUGUUACAAUACUAUAUAAUAAAAUAUAAUACAUUGAACUCUACAGUCGUAUAAGGAAACCUAGAAUGUAUUUACACAAGACGAUGGAUACUCACUCGCACAAUACUCCGGGACACCUGUCUUUGCCAGGCUCCACUGGCGACCAAUUACCGACUGGAUCAAUUUC
This is a messenger RNA of Callorhinchus milii (elephant shark), 1514 nucleotides long. RefSeq names its product egl nine homolog 1-like. The record is from RefSeq and is a predicted model, not a curated record. The coding region runs from base 1 to 1203 and encodes 400 amino acids. NCBI's taxonomy places the organism in Eukaryota, Metazoa, Chordata, Chondrichthyes, Chimaeriformes, Callorhinchidae. Gene Ontology annotation, cellular component: cytoplasm; nucleus. Gene Ontology annotation, biological process: peptidyl-proline hydroxylation to 4-hydroxy-L-proline; cellular response to hypoxia. Gene Ontology annotation, molecular function: peptidyl-proline 4-dioxygenase activity; ferrous iron binding. The transcript has 3 exons.